AUCGCGACUUUCGAACUGUGCAGUUUACUCUCUAACGCGCUUACCGUCUUGGCCGUAAAACUCGUGACUGAUCAAGAGAGAGCAAGUCUGAAACCAGCUUAGAGCGAGAAGACAGGUGUCGUUGAGUCUGUGUUGUCAGCAUCCGCGCUCGCCGCGCAACAGAAAGAAACGGCGAUAGGUGUGUCUUCUCUUCGAUUUUCGGCGCUCUCAAUUCUCUUGAGAAAAGAUCAAGAUACAAAGAUACAUAUAUCGCGCGCUUCCAGGGUGUGGUGCUAAAAAAAGAGUCAAUUUGUAAGAUGAGGCGCUUGAGUAUCUUGAACUGCGUGUGGAGCAGCCUGCUCCUGGUCGUUAUCAUCCACCAGACGAGGGCCCAGCGAACACCGACCAUAUCCUACAUCACGCAGGAGCAGAUCAAGGAUAUUGGCGGAACCGUGGAGUUCGAUUGCUCCGUUCAGUAUGCCAAAGAGUACAACGUGCUGUUCCUGAAGACGGACAGCGAUCCCGUCUUCCUGUCCACUGGCUCCACGCUGGUCAUCAAGGACUCGCGCUUCUCGCUGCGCUACGACCCGAACUCCUCCACCUACAAGCUGCAGAUCAAGGACAUCCAGGAGACGGACGCGGGCACCUACACCUGCCAGGUCGUCAUCUCGGUCGUCCACAAAGUCAGUGCCAAUGUGAAGUUGUCCGUGCGGCGACCUCCGGUCAUCUCCGACAACUCCACGCAAUCGGUGGUGGCCAGCGAGGGCAGCGAGGUCCAAAUGGAGUGCUACGCCAGUGGCUACCCCACUCCCACAAUCACCUGGCGGCGCGAGAACAAUGCCAUUCUGCCAACGGAUAGCGCUACCUAUGUGGGCAACACCCUGCGCAUCAAGUCGGUGAAGAAGGAGGAUCGCGGCACCUACUACUGCGUGGCCGACAACGGAGUGAGCAAGGGCGACCGGCGCAACAUCAACGUGGAGGUGGAGUUCGCUCCGGUAAUCACCGUGCCCCGCCCGCGAUUGGGUCAGGCCCUGCAGUACGACAUGGACCUGGAGUGCCACAUCGAGGCCUAUCCGCCGCCGGCCAUCGUGUGGACCAAGGACGACAUCCAGCUGGCCAACAACCAGCACUACAGCAUCUCGCACUUCGCCACCGCCGACGAGUACACCGACUCGACGCUCCGCGUGAUCACCAUCGAGAAGCGCCAGUACGGAGAUUAUGUGUGCAAGGCCACCAAUCGCUUUGGCGAGGCGGAGGCGCGCGUCAAUCUCUUCGAGACGAUCAUCCCCGUGUGCCCGCCCGCCUGUGGACAGGCGUACUUCGCCGGGGCCGAGGAUGUGGCCGCCACCUCGUUCGCCCUGGUGGGCAUCCUGGCGGCGCUGCUCUUCGCCAGAUAAGCCAACCGACUCCAAGCGCUCCUCCAAGUCCAAAAUAACCAUCACUCUGCCCUCGAACAUAUGCAUAAACAUAUAUAAAAUAGAUAUGUCGAGAAACAACACAUCGCAUAGCCGCGCAAUAGAUGUCUCAAAUGAUGAUUCCAGUUCCCAGUCUCAUUUUCUUUGGUAGCCUCUUCUCUCGAUCCCGUUUAGUCCAGCUCUAUUUUCGUACGUCCAAUAUUAUGUCUUAAGUUAAGUAGGCUAAGUGAAGGGCCAACGAUGCAGAAAAAUUCAAAUCCAAACCAGCCACAAACGAUGCAUUUCACCUCGAUCCCGUCCGUUUUGCUUUCUGAUCUGGCACUGUAUAUGUUUUAAAUAUUUUAAUCUAAGCAAGAUACAUCACAACAUUCGAUUUUGCUUCUACAAAUAAGAGAAUAUUUUAUUUUUAUUUAAUAAAUAAUGAAGUAUUUUCGUUACGCAAAUCUGACAACUCGAACACAAUCCCCUAAAAUAAACUUAACCCAUAGUCGAGGCAAAAUCCAUUUUCGAAUAAAAAUACAACAAAAGUUGUGUACAUUAUUAGCUCUUAAGCGCAAUGAGAAAUUUUUACCCAAAUUUUUGUGUGGGUGUGAGUAAAAUAAAUUUCGACUUUGUAAUAAAAAACGACAAAACACAAAACUAAAAUAAACAAAAAAAAAA
Molecule: messenger RNA, 2054 nt
Organism: Drosophila gunungcola (fruit fly)
Lineage: Eukaryota; Metazoa; Arthropoda; Insecta; Diptera; Drosophilidae
Gene: Lac
Product: lachesin
Exons: 2
Coding region: 297-1376 (359 amino acids)
Cellular component (GO): neuron projection
Source: RefSeq, a predicted model, not a curated record